Prosopis cineraria is the source of this 450-nucleotide messenger RNA. RefSeq lists its product as uncharacterized. The coding region runs from base 1 to 450 and encodes 149 amino acids. Lineage: Eukaryota; Viridiplantae; Streptophyta; Magnoliopsida; Fabales; Fabaceae. The record is from RefSeq and is a predicted model, not a curated record. The transcript has a single exon.
AUGACGAGCCUAUACAUAGCACGUCACAGAAACGAAGCUGAGGUUUACCAUGGCGAAGCCAUCUGCAAGAAGAAAUCGCGCGAACUGCUCGGGGAAUUCUGCCUCCCGUCAGGGUUGCUUCCCCUGGACGACAUCGUAGAGGUGGGGCACAACCGCAUCACGGGGUUCGUGUGGCUGAAGCAGAACCGAAAGAAGGAGCACCGGUUCCAACGCAUCGGACGUGUCGUUUCCUACGAACCGGAGGUGACGGCAUUCGUGGAGGAGCACCGAAUGCGGCGGGUGACCGGAGUGAAGACGAAGGAGCUGUUCAUCUGGAUCAGGAUCGCCGACAUCUCCGUCGACAACGACGAUGCCGGUAAGUUCACGUUCGCCAAUCCCUCUGGCUUAUCAAAGACGUUUUCUGUUUCGGCUUUCGACGGCGAGGCGGACGAGAGGGAAGGAAAGAAGUAG